GGAACGCGUCACCCCUUCACACUGUGGUGGACGUUUGGGUCUCGACGGUGGUCUGGUGUCGCCCUGCUGUGCUGCAGCCGCUGUGGCACCAUGGCUGUGUUUGUCGUACUGCUGUCCUUGUCGCUCGCGGGUGUUUUGGGGAAUGAGUUUAGUAUAUUAAGAUCACCAGGGUCUGUUGUCUUCCGAAAUGGAAAUUGGCCUAUACCAGGAGAGCGAAUCCCAGAUGUGGCUGCGUUGUCCAUGGGCUUCUCUGUUAAAGAAGACCUUUCUUGGCCAGGACUUGCAGUGGGUAACCUAUUCCAUCGUCCCAGGGCUACCAUUAUGGUGUUGGUAAAGGGAGUUGACAAACUGGCUCUACCUCCAGGCCGUGUCAUUUCAUAUCCUUUGGAGAAUGCAGUUCCUUUUAGUCUCGACAGCGUUGCAAAUUCCAUUCACUCCUUAUUUUCUGAAGAAACUCCUGUAGUUUUACAGUUGGCUCCCAGUGAAGAAAGAGUGUAUAUGGUGGGGAAGGCAAAUUCAGUUUUCGAAGACCUUUCAGUUACAUUACGGCAGCUGCGCAAUCGCCUGUUCCAGGAAAACUCCAUUCUCAAUUCACUUCCCCUCAACUCCCUGAGUAGGAACAAUGAAGUGGACCUGCUCUUCCUUUCAGAACUGCAAGUGCUCCAUGACAUUUCAACUUUGUUGUCUCGUCACAAGCAUCUAGCCAAGGAUCAUUCUCCUGAUUUAUAUUCACUGGAGCUGGCAGGUUUAGAUGAAAUUGGCAAACGUUAUGGGGAAGACUCGGAACAAUUCAGAGAUGCUUCUAGGAUCCUUGUUGAUGCCCUGCAAAAGUUUGCAGAUGACAUGUACAAUCUUUAUGGUGGAAAUGCAGUGGUCGAAUUAGUGACUGUCAAAUCUUUUGACACAUCUCUUGUGAGGAAGACAAGGACUAUCCUUGAAACAAAACUAGAGAACACCGCAAGUCCCUAUAACCUUGCAUACAAGUAUAACUUGGAGUACUCAGUGAUUUUCAACAUGGUGCUUUGGAUAAUGAUUGCACUGGCCUUGGCUGUGAUUAUCACCUCUUACAACAUUUGGAAUAUGGAUCCCGGCUACGACAGCAUCAUUUACAGGAUGACAAACCAGAAGAUCCGAAUGGACUGAACUGUCCUCAUGCAGACUUAAACAAGGGGCUUGGGCUGUUUUAUUACAAUAUACCUUUUAGUGUAGUUUAAAAUAGAUAGUACACUUUAAAUUUAUUUAAAAAAAAACCAGUAAAUUUUGUUCUCUGUUUUGUGUGUGCCUGUGCUUCUUUUCAGAAUAUAGUAUUGAUAGAAAUCAAAAUAUGUGACAUAGACUCCAUGAUAUGCUUGAGUAUUAUAAUACAGCCAUUUAAUAACACAAUUUCAUUCCAUUUAGUAAAUUUGGAAACAUGCACUGAAAGAAAUGUAAAACACUUAGGAUAGCUUAUUUUAUUUAUGUUGGAAAAUGCACUGAAUUUAUUAGAGAAACUUAUGAAUGCUUAAUGUGCUUGUACAGGACAGAAGAAGUCCUACUUGGGCCAUUACAUACUAUGAACCAUUUGUAAAUGCAUUCUAUGUAAAUAUCUCUGAGUGAGGGACAUUUUCUUAGAGUAGCCCUAAGAUACUAGAUAUAUUCAUACAGUCAAAUUAGUUCGGAACUGUGUCUGAUUGACAGUAUGGCUGUUUUUAACUUGCGCUGCAAGUUUGUUGACCUGUGUGUCUAGGAGGGAUAUUAUCGCUACAGUGACUUAAGAGAUUGGCUGUGUGGCAUGUAGAUGCUUGUAAUUAGAAAAAAACAGACCUCUGAGGGAACAGCUAAAGGCAUGAAUCUAAAAUAUUUUUAUUUCAGUAACUUCCAAAAACCCUAUGAAGUUACUGUGGUCUGUGGUACAACUUUAUUCUGUAGAUUAGGUGAACAUAGAUGAUUUGUACUUUUCAUGUGAAAGUGGACCAAUGUCUAUAAAGAGUGAUAAAUAAAGUUAAUGGUUACAAAUCUG
This is a messenger RNA of Octodon degus (degu), 1999 nucleotides long. It is a transcript of the gene Atp6ap2, whose product is annotated as ATPase H+ transporting accessory protein 2. The transcript is spliced from 9 exons. The record is from RefSeq and is a predicted model, not a curated record. Gene Ontology annotation, molecular function: signaling receptor activity. Gene Ontology annotation, biological process: positive regulation of Wnt signaling pathway. Bases 91 to 1143 code for a protein of 350 amino acids. Gene Ontology annotation, cellular component: membrane; external side of plasma membrane. NCBI's taxonomy places the organism in Eukaryota, Metazoa, Chordata, Mammalia, Rodentia, Octodontidae.